Messenger RNA from Cladocopium goreaui, 586 nucleotides. NCBI's taxonomy places the organism in Eukaryota, Dinophyceae, Suessiales, Symbiodiniaceae. The record is from the annotation of a GenBank genome assembly.
GCCAUGUCUUUCCUGGCAGCGCGAGCUGGGCACCGGAAGGGAGAGCUGAUGGAGGCUGGCUCAGCUGACCAGGAGAUUGAGAUGCCUGCAGGUUCCUCGGCUGGUCUCGACGCUGGCUCUGGCAGAUAUGGCGCUGGACAUGGUGCUGGAUAUGGUGCUGGACAUGGGGCUGGAUAUGGUGCUGGAUAUGGUGAUCAAGGUGGUUUGGAUGCCAGUGGAGGCUACCAGGACAGCUAUGGCGAGCCUAACAUGGGCAGCUAUGGUUCUGGUUUCAACAAAAACUCCUUUGCAGGUGGUGCCUUUUCGGGCGCUACCGGUGCGGCCGGUGCAGCGGGCGCAGGUGGCGCCGGUGCCAAGAAGAAGAUGAAGCUUCCAGCUCCUGGGUGCCACAGAGGCAAAUGCCCCGAUCCCUUGCCCCCGGGCUACACCUGCGAACCCUGCGGGAACGUUUCGAAGGACUUGGGCCCAGGGCCUUACUCACGAGCUGGCCAGCAACAACAAGUCAUGCGUGCUGUCCAACAACGUUAUUCGCAGAUUGCCGCAGCUGGUCCUGCAGCCUUUGGUUUUGGCGCAGGUUCAGGUCGGG